Molecule: messenger RNA, 3047 nt
Organism: Trichophyton rubrum CBS 118892
Lineage: Eukaryota; Fungi; Ascomycota; Eurotiomycetes; Onygenales; Arthrodermataceae
Exons: 2
Coding region: 288-3047 (919 amino acids)
Source: RefSeq, a predicted model, not a curated record
CGAGAGAGAGUAAGGAACCGAGAGGGCGGCUUUGGUUUGUUCUUCGGCUUCUUCUUCGCCCUUUUUUCCCUUCCUUUGCGUCCAUGGAGUUGUUGCUGAGUGUCGGCUGAUAGUAGCAAGCGAGCAAUAAUGACAGUGCGGCAUGCAAUACUGUAUCGAGUGAACCACCGCCAGACGCACUGUUCGAACUGAAUAUAUGACAUAUAUACGGAUACAGCCUCCUGUUUGUUGCGAGAACUACUCCUAUUUCUUCACUGUUCACCCAUCUGUCGACCUGGCGCGCAAUAAUGGAGGCUUCUGAGAGACGGUCUUCGCGUGGCAGCAACCUCAAUAAUAAUCAUAACAACAACCAUAAUAGCCCUAAUGAGAUAUCACAAAGACGCCAGUCGAUGCCUGCUGCCGGGCCAGGAAGGAGACAGUCGCCCCGAGGACACAUCGCCCCAGCAUCGCCAGAGGUCAUCUCGUCUCUCAUCUCGUCGCUGUCUACCAUAUCGACCCCCGCUCGCACACACUUCGAGAGCCUGCCCCGGGUAGGCGGAUCGCAGACAGCUCCCCCUUCGCCCAAGACGCCUCGGAACGGCCAGUUUGAUGGCUCGGAUAUGGAUUAUGGCUCGUUCAAAGCGGCAGCUGCGGCGGCGGCGGCGGCGGCUGAGAGCGAGGCCCCCUUCUUGCAUCCCUAUGACGCUGCCAUGUCUCCCGUUAUCAGAAUGUCAAAACCGCCGUCGUCGGCAAGGUCUCCUCGCUCGUCAGUGUCGUACCAUUCUUGCCGGAACGCAGAUGAUUCUAUCUCCCUACGGCCUCCUCGCGGCUCUCAUGGCUCUGCAACUACCGGCCAUGAAGACUCAGGAAGUUUUGGAGUCGUUCGUCUCGAGCCCGGGUCGCGCAAAUCUACCGCGAGCCUUGUAUCCUCGGGCAGCCGGAGGAGUUUAAAGAAUCAGCUUGGCCUCUUCCGCCGUUCGUCGCGAGAUUCCACCCGGGCCAAGGAGCAAUCCAGUGAUCGUCUCGGUGUAGAAGACGGGCCGGGUCCUUCAAUCUCAAACUCCCAGAAUAACCAGUCUGUUUUACGGCCCGUUCGCUCCAUGGCUGACCUCGCGGAAGAAGCGAACGGGUCCGUCACCGAGCCCGGUGGUCAGAAGAAAAAGUCUGGAGACUUUCAGGACUCAAGGCGGGAAUCGGCUCCAAACCUGAAGCAGACCCACACCCACGAACUCCCAGCUUGCCUCACCCCUGGUGGAAUUGGAAGCGGUAGGAGCAUUCCUACACGAGAGUCCUCAUUGCGUCACAGCUUUAACAGUCCCUCGUCGAAGAAGCGCCGCUCCGGCCGACACAGUGGAUAUUCUUUCAAAGAUGUGGCGGUUGAUAAGAAAAUUACGGAAGUCAACGCAGAGGCCGACCAGGUAACCCAGCGCAUCAAGGAGAUUAAGGAUCACCAGCAGAAGAUCAAGGAUCGGAUGGUUCUCGAUGACAGAUUGCCUCCUCCGCCCCCGGACAGCACAAAGCCCAAUAUCACUCGACCGUCUGCUACUUCCGCUGCCGCUUCGGUUUCUAGCCCGUCUAUACAGCUCGCCAAAGUGGAUGAACUCUUUCUCGACUUCGGCGACAGCGCGCCGUCUCCUACCGUCAGCACUCGUAGGGCCCCUUCCGUGAGCAAACGCGGUGCGCCGCUUGCGCCAAAGACUGGAAACCUGCAAGCAACCUCUCCCACGAACCAGCGCUCAAGGCAUGACGACGGUCUCACCAAAAACGCGAAAGGGUCUGAUAUGAAGGGUCAUAGGAGGACAUACUCUGACUCCCCUUCAACAGCACCCCGGCCCUCAUCAGAUGCAAAUGCCAGACCAAGUAGCCCAGACGUAAUUGAGGAAGCUGUAACAGCAUACAUCACCUCACCCAAACUUACACAGAAAGUUCCUCACCCGCAGACCGGGCGUAUCAUCGCCUUUUCAGAAGUCGGAGAUCCCGACGGCCAUGUCGUCUUUUGCUGCGUCGGUAUGGGUUUGACCAGAUACCUUACGGCCUUUUAUGAUGAGCUAGCUCGGACGUUGAAACUGCGGCUUAUAACCCCUGACCGGCCUGGAGUUGGAGAGAGUCAGCCCUGUCUGGACGGUACGGGGACUCCUUUGAACUGGCCGGACGACCUAGCGGUGAUAUGUAAACAUCUAAAAAUCUCAAAGUUCUCCAUGCUCGCGCACUCCGCCGGAGCCAUUUACGCCCUAGCCACCGCUUUGCGCAUGCCCCAGCAUAUCCGAGGUCGCAUCCACCUUCUCGCGCCCUGGAUACCGCCCUCCCAAAUGACCGGCAUGGGAUCACAUAGAGACCCGCUACCGGCUACGGCGCUCCCUUACUCCCAACGGCUUUUGCGUGCGCUUCCUACUCCUAUUCUCAAAGUCGCAAACUCCAGGUUCAUGACCGCAACCAGUGCAAGUAUCACUAGCAGCCUCCCCAAAAGCUCACGCAAACCAAAACGCCGAAGCACUGUUGGCAGAGAAGCAACACCCAUACCGCCUGAAGUUGGAGGAACAACUGCUGCCGAUGGCCAGGGCAAGACCUCUACCUCCACGCCCCGAAAGCAACACCCUCCUCUCCCUACCCAAGAAGGGACCGGCGCAGUAACAUCUAGCGCAUCAAGCGUCGCUGCCGGAGUUACUCCAGACAACGUCCCUAUAUCUGAACAAGAACGACGGACGGAGUAUGACAACCGCCUCACACACGCAAUCUGGGAACUUGCAACCAGUUCCGCCAAUCCAGCCGUUGACCUACUCAUUUGUCUCGAACGUAGACGGGCCAUUGGAUUCAGAUAUGUGGACAUCAACCGUGCGGUAGUCAUACACCAUGGUUCCCGUGACACAAGAGUUCCUGUCGACAACGUCCGGUGGUUAGGAAAGACGAUGCGCCGGUGCGAAGUCAGAAUCCUCGAGGGUGAAGGUCACGGGCUUAUGGCGUCCGCUACAGUGAUGGGCAAUGUCUUGAUGGAGGUUGCGAAGGAGUGGGAAGACUGGACAACUGUUGUCCAAGGCCGACGGGAUGGAAGGAAACCUACUGCGCAGUAG